Molecule: messenger RNA, 3391 nt
Organism: Xyrauchen texanus (razorback sucker)
Lineage: Eukaryota; Metazoa; Chordata; Actinopteri; Cypriniformes; Catostomidae
Exons: 1
Coding region: 57-1403 (448 amino acids)
Biological process (GO): positive regulation of axonogenesis
Cellular component (GO): cytoplasm
Molecular function (GO): calcium ion binding
Source: RefSeq, a predicted model, not a curated record
CGGUUUGAGCUCAUCUAUCGCUCUGCUGUGGGAGUUUGGAAGUGAGAUUGUGUAUUAUGGAAGCUUUAGUUUCACCAACAAAAGAUUUAUUUCAUAGUUGUGAUUGUUUUGCUUUGGCCACUCCACCACCCAAGAGGAAACGUAUGGCUGUAUCAAAGUCGAACAGACUUCCUGUGCUUGUUGUCUUGGGAGGACCUCACAGGGCUAGCCAAGAAAGCAUGCAAAAAAGCAGACAUUGUCCUUUAGUUCCAGUCUGCAGAGCCAGUGAGCUGAGAGGGAACAACAUCAGACGUCAAAGAACAGGAGAUCUAGACAUGGGAUUCUGGAUGGGACUAUACAUUGUGAGCUUUCUGAACAUGGUUUGCGGCUUGCCUGAGGCAUCUUACACCAUUCACUUGGACAAAUUAUCAUUCGAAGAUGCUCAAAUUUACUGCAAACCUGGUAGUUUCCUGACCAACAUACCAAAUAUAAGUGAAACUACCAAGAUACUGAGAGAAAUCUGGGACAAAAAUGACAAAACUGUCACUUCGUUCUGGAUUGGAUUGAAGAAGAAUAAAGGUGAGUGUGUUAAUCAAAAUUUGCCUCUUAAAGGAUUCUACUGGACGGUGGACAAUAGCACUCAAUCUACAGAUAUUUGGUGGAAACACAACCCCUCAGGUACUUGCACAGAUGUACGCUGCGGACUGCUUUCAGUGGAAUAUGAUGGCUUCGGUGCAAAAAACACUGGUGUUACGGAUGCUGCCUGUAAACAGAAAAAUUCUUUCAUUUGCAAACGAAAUGUUAUGGUGGUGUGCCCCCAGCCAUCUAUCUUAGGCACACAUGAUAUCACCGAGAUCCCAAAUGAACCAUACACACGACAGAUUAUUUGUCGUUCUGGUGACAAAUUCAGCUUGAAAUGCUCAAAUGAUUUAGUUUGGAAUGUGGUUGGCAAAAAAAACAUGGAUGUUUCACAACUUUGCUUGCAGUGCAAGAAAGGCUUCAAGAGGGAUCCAUCUGGAAAUUGUGUGGAUAUCAACGAAUGCGAACUCACUAAUCCAUGCAAGCACAGAUGUUUGAAUACAGAAGGUUCCUACAAGUGUGCAAUGACGACGCCCACCACAUAUCUCACAGAUUCAAACACUGACAGAGGCAAAUAUGUGAAUCAGCCAACAACUGAGCCUAAUGAUGCAAUUACAAUCGAGACAGACGUGCACAUUGAACAAAGCACUGGAGACAUUUCACAUAUCAUAGUACCUGUGAUUAUAGCACUGCUGAUUUUUGUGGUGCUGUUGGUGAUCAUAGCUGCCAUCGUAAAAGGCUGUAUGAGGAGGCGCUCGAGAAAAAUGUAUCAGAGGAAGGUGGAGGCCGUAGCCCUGAAUGGAUCGAGCUCCAUGGAGAAGGGGAAUGAAAAAGAGGAAACCUAAGUAAGAAAGACUGUGCAAAUGGAAACGAUUAUUCAGUUCGACACAUGCAGACCACAAAUGGUGCCUAAUUGGAGAAUCUCCUCUCUAUGAACAUUUCGGCGUGAAGUCUUGACUCACAAGAGCGCUGUGUAAUUACUUUUGCCUUUGACUGUUUUUCCCGUACAGUUGAAAUCAGGGUCUUUAUUCCAGUGUGGAUCUGAAAUUCCAUUGAAGUCAUCAUUGGUAAUUAAAGUUUAGAGGAUUUUUUGCAUAUGGAUUGUACAUUGUUUUUGUUUACUUAUUCAUAGUCAAUAUUUAAAUGUAUGUGGAGUUGUACAUGAACUGUAGAAGAUUUUUUGGUAAUACUUACAUUGAAUCUUUGGCUUGGUGUUUUUUUUUUGGCGAUUUCUUAUUAUAUAUUUCUGUUAUGUUUCACAACAUGAAUAUAUCACAUGUGUCUUUAUAACUGGAGUUUUAUAUAAAUAAAAACUGAUGUUAAAGCUGCUGUAAUUUCAAUACAAUGAAAAUAUGUAACUACUACUACUAUACAUAUCACUGCAACAGGUGUCCUGAAAGAACAUCCCUAGAGCUUUGUAAACAACAACAUAAUCUGACUGCAGAAGACGUGUUAGCCUGUCAGAAAACUUCACCAAUAGCGCGUGUCUUAGGCUGGACUACCAUUUCAACAAACAAUAGAAUACAGUGAAAUGUUUGGAAACCUGUUUGGAGAUUAUUAUUUUGCAAUAAUAUCCAUUUUGUACCACUAGUGGCAAAGAAAUCAGCGGAUUUAACAGAAAACUAUGAUGCGUAUCACCUUUUUUGCCUCAAAAAUAUGAUCAUGUCAGCCUAUUUAAGUUUGUUUUUGUGAAUAUUUCAAAAUAAAUAAAUACGUAAAUUAAAAGUAUAACAAAUAAACUAAUAAUUUAAGGGGCCUGGACAUCUCAGCAAGUAAAGACGCUGACUACCAAACCUGGAAUCACAAGUUGGAAUCAAGGGCGUGCUGAGUGACUCCAGUCAGGCUUCCUAAGCAACCAAUUGGCCCGGUUGCUUGGGUGGGUAGAGUCACGUUGGGUUAACCUUCUCAUGGUCGCUCUCACGCUCUCGCGCUUUGACGUCUGAUGUUACAUGGUUAUGCUGUGUUCCAUUCAAGUUGGAUGAGGGAUAUUCCUACUUGAUAUCUCCGACCAUAAAGGCAUUCCAUUCCCCGAUAUUCGGAAGAUGACGUUUAAGGAAACAAAACUUAAACGCUCCCGUUAGCUUAGGAGGGGUUUGACUCUCAUUAGAGAUGUCUCCUAGCAACCCAACUGAUAAACAAUGCUGCAGCGCUAGCAUUUGUGCUUCAGGUGUACGAUUAUCAAAAGAGAUUAUAAUGUUUUGUACACCUGUUUCUGCAGGCAUUUGUUAAACAAGCUUUAAUAUCUUGUCAUGUGGAAACGAACUCAUUUAUCGAUAUUACGUAAUAAAGUGAACGUUUAUAACUUUGUUUAUUUGAGUGUCGGCAUGUUUGUGUGACAUCAUGCACCUGCAUCUCGGCAAAAUCAGAGUUGAGAAUUUCUGCACGAGCCUACAAGUUGUAAUUCUGACAGAUGCAUGCCAUUGCACUCAGGGCCGGUUCUAGACAUUUGGAGGCCCUAGGCAAAAUGUAUGUUGGAGGCCCCCCGCCAUGCCCUCCUCCCCUCCACCUUUCAGAAUUCACGAGUUCACACUUACAUCAAAUUAAAUAGAGUAAAGAUUAUGCGUAUUUGGCAUGCUGUCCAGGGGAGGGCUCCAGGCUCUGAAUUUUGGCCAGAUUUACACAGUAUUACAUUGGAUUGCAUUGUAUUUUGGAUUGUGUUGUUUACAUCCAAUAAGAGAUUAUUAAAAAUCAAAGUGAGGAGAUGGGGGCGGUGGAGGGAUGCUGAUAAACUGUCAAUGAACAGAGGUAAAUCUGCAGUAUAUAUACCUCUUAUCUCUGUGAUUAUCUGAAUGUGCUCCUCCCGAACUUUGUUAAUAAAACAUAAUUUAAUAAA